Nymphaea colorata (pocket water lily) is the source of this 1891-nucleotide messenger RNA. Its product is annotated as UNC93-like protein 3. The record is from RefSeq and is a predicted model, not a curated record. Bases 158 to 1486 code for a protein of 442 amino acids. NCBI's taxonomy places the organism in Eukaryota, Viridiplantae, Streptophyta, Magnoliopsida, Nymphaeales, Nymphaeaceae. Gene Ontology annotation, biological process: potassium ion homeostasis. The transcript is spliced from 10 exons.
UCGUUACUCCCAGACUGCCAGCACGCGAGGCGACGAUGACUCGAAUUCCUUUGCGUCGUCUCCCGGCAAUUCUUCUUCCUCUGCGAUCGACUGUUUUCCUAGAAAUUAGGGCUCUGUACGUCUCUCUCUCUCUAUAGCGGUAGGGAUCUUCGCGGCAAUGGCGUCUGUAGGUGGUGGAGAAGAGGGGGACUCCCUCCUCACAGUCGACGAGAGUUCGACGGGUGCAGCUGCCACGGGGUCGCGGGAAAACCACGCACGAGACGUUCACUUGCUGUGCGUUGCGUUCCUGCUCAUCUUCCUGGCUUAUUCGGCUGCUCAGAACCUGGAGAGCUCGGUGAAUUCUGAGAAUGAUCUGGGCACAACGUCCAUGGGAAUUUUGUAUCUUUCAUUAACGCUCUUUUCGUUGGUGGCAUCUCCUAUAGUGAAGAAAAUUGGUUCCAAGAAUGCAUUACUUUUGGGAACAACUGGUUAUUUGAUAUUUAUUGCUUCAAAUUUGAUUCCAAAAUGGUACACAAUGUUUCCUGCUUCAGUCUACCUUGGCUUUUCUGCUUCCAUUAUUUGGGUUGGGCAGGGAACAUAUCUUACAUCUGCUGCUCGUAGCCAUGCAAAUGAUUCCCAUUUACAUGAAGGAACUGUUAUUGGGCACUUCAAUGGGGAAUUUUGGGCAAUGUUUGCAAGCACACAGGUUGUAGGUAAUCUGCUCUCAUUCAUACUAUUGAAAAAUAAAACGGAGGAUGAACAUGUUAGUCGCACAACUUUGUUGUUUAUGGUUUUCCUUGGGAGCAUGGCAUUGGGAACCAUAUUGAUGUGUUUUCUGCAUAAACGGGAUACCAAAAAGGAGGAGGUUUCAGAUGAUUCCCGUUGUCAUUUCUCCUGUUCAGGAAUAGCGAACUCAAUUGUAGCCCCCCUCCUUAACCAAAGGAUGCUUUUGCUUAUUCCUCUUCUUGCAUAUUCAGGCCUGCAACAAGCAUUCAUAUGGGAUGAAUUCACCAAAUAUAUAGUAACUCCUGCACUUGGUAUAUCUGGCGUUGGAGGUGCAAUGGCAUUAUUUGGUGCAUGCGAUGCAAUUUGUUCGCUGGUCUCAGGCAGACUUACUUCAAGUCUUAUUUCCAUUACAGUGAUAAUUUCUCUUGGGUCUUUCUUUCAAAUUUGCGUGCUUUUCUGGAUGCUAUUUAAAUACAGCCUAGUAGCUGGAGCAUCGAGAACCUUGUAUCCAUUGCUUAUGGCAGCCUUAUGGGGAAUAGGUGAUGGAGUUUACAAUACCCAGAUAAAUGCGCUUCUUGGCAUGCUCUUCAAACAUGACAUGGAAGCAGCUUUUGCUCAAUUAAAGGUGUGGCAGAGUGCCUCUACAGCAAUUGUUUUUUUUCUAAGCUCGUACAUUUCUUUUCAUGCUAUGUUGACCUUGAUAGCUGCAGCAAUGUGUGUUGCUCUAGGUGGGCUUACGGUGCUCACAUUUAAGGUAGAAAAAGCUUUUAUUGGAACCUGACAUUAAUUGCAUGUCUCCGAUUGUCACAUUUGGCUACCUUCAGAUUGUCAUGUAUUGCUAUUAUUUUUUCCUAAUGUCCAAUUGGGAUGGUACAAUUCAAGGUGUAGACAAGGAAGUUGUUUUCCUACCCAGUACCCAUGCUAACACAAGGUGACGUUUAUGACUUACAUAUCACACAAAAUAUUUGUCCCCGGAAAAGUGCUUGGGCCACUAUAUUUGUUUACCUAUAACAAUCUUGCUUUUACCUGGUGUAAUUUCCUGAUGCUUUUCUUUGUUUGAGAGAACUGCAGCUGUACUGUAUGACCUUUUCAUGAUGUAUUUCACUGUUAACUGGUUGCCUAACGCAGUAUCUCAUGGAUUCAUCCCUCUUGUGCAAUUGUCCUUAAUGUGAAAAACAUUUCAUCA